Molecule: messenger RNA, 2335 nt
Organism: Thamnophis sirtalis
Lineage: Eukaryota; Metazoa; Chordata; Lepidosauria; Squamata; Natricidae
Source: RefSeq, a predicted model, not a curated record
ACCGAAAAUGGCCUGAGAGAUAAUGACAUAAAACCCCGAGUUUCUGAAUGGGAAGUCAUCCAAGAAUCAGGCAUGAAGCUGAAACCAAUGUAUGGCCCUGGAUAUACCGGCAUGAAAAACAUGGGGAACAGCUGCUACAUCAACAGUGUCUUGCAAGCCAUUUUCAGUAUUCCUGAAUUUCAGAGAGCCCUCAGAACAAUGGUAUUUCUCCGCGCAUGUUCAAAGCAUUUAUAAGCAAAGGGCACCCCGAAUUCUCCUCCAGUCGGCAACAAGAUGCACUAGAAUUUUUCCUGCACCUUAUCAACCUGAUAGAGAGAAACCGAAUUGGCUCGGAAAACCCCAGCGAUGUCUUCCGGUUCUUGGUUGAAGAACGGACCCAGUGCUGCCAAACCAGAAAAGUACGGUACACAGAGAGGGUGGAAUAUCUCAUGCAAUUGCCUGUAGCAAUGGAAGCUGCAAUAAACAAAGAUGAACUGAUUGCUUAUGAACUGAAGAGAAGAGAAGCAGAAACAGCAAGGAAGCCCCCACCAGAGGUGGUCCGGGCAAGGAUCCCUUUCAGUGCUUGUCUCCAGGCCUUUACAGAACCAGAAAAUGUAGAAGACUUUUGGAGCAGUGCCCUUCAAGCCAAGUCUGCUGGCGUUAAAACGUCUCGCUUUGCUUCCUUUCCUGAAUACCUGGUGGUUCAGAUAAAGAAGUUUACUUUUGGCCUGGACUGGAUCCCUAAGAAGCUUGAUGUUUCUAUAGACAUGCCAGACCUUCUAGACAUCACUCACCUCCGAGCAACGGGCUUUCAACCAGGAGAGGAGGAACUUCCAGACAUCUCUCCACCCGUGAUCAUUCCUGUUGACCCCAAAGGUACUGCCUACUACCAUGAGGAUUCCUACCUCCACACCAUUCUCCACCACAACUCCCCAGAUUUUGAUGAAUCCUCCGUGAUGCAGCUGGCAGAGAUGGGGUUUCCCUUGGAAGCAUGCCGGAAAGCCGUAUACUACACUGGCAACAUGGGUGCUGAGAUGGCUUUCAACUGGAUCAUUGCACACAUGGAAGAACCAGAUUUUGCGGAGCCUUUAUCCAUCCCUGGUUAUGGGGGAACAGCUUUUCCCCAAACAGGAGGAUCAGGAGUUCCUGGACUGGAUAAUCAGCCUCCAGAAGAGAUGGUAGCCAUAAUUUCCUCUAUGGGAUUUCAGCGGAAUGUAGCUCUUCAGGCACUACGGGCAACAAUAUGAACUCUUUGGCUUCAUCAGUCACAUGGGAACAUCCACCAUGAGCGGCCAUUACGUUUGUCAUCUUAAAAAGGAAGGAAGGUGGGUUAUCUACAACGACCAUAAAGUUUGUGCCUCCGAGCAGCCACCCAUAGAGCUAGGAUAUAUUUACUUCUAUCACAGGAUACCAAGUUAGACCUCACUAUGUUCUGUGGCCUUAAGAAGCCAUAAGCCUUUUUAUUCUGCCAAAAAUGUGUUUCAAGUAAGCAAAGCCUUUGGACUGCCAAAAAAGAAAAAGAAAAAAAAAGAAAAAGCAAAGCAAAGCAAGAAGGGAAAUAUUUGGUCCUAUUUAUAGCUUAAAUCAGGAUAAUUCAAUUGAUGCCUUCUUAAACCUUUAGAGGAGAGUUUUCUGUUAAAUGAUGGUGCACUGUAGGAUUUUAAAGUUUGUCUACAUUUUGUGGAGACCUUAAGACUGUUCUGAACCACUAGCAGAAGUUGCAGCAAACAUCCAGAGAAAAUUGUUCCCACACCGAGAAGAACCUGCCAUUGUUUUAAUCCUUAAAGACUGAUGGUUGCUAAGCAGUUGCUUUGAACUAGGAAUUCGUCACUCUGCUGGAUGGAAUCUAUUUGCUAGCAUGAAAAGUUGCUUAUCUGGAGCCCUAAGUUUCCGAUUAAAAAGGAAAAGGUAAAAAAAAAAAAAGCCCCCAGAAUAUUUUGCAGACUUUAGAGCUUGAAAUUAAACCUAAUCAUUGAAGCCAAGGUGACUUAUAUUGUCUCCCAAUACAGUCUGAAUGUUCUUUUUUUUUCCAUUUGGGAUUCGAUCACAUGCCAUGAUUUUUUUUUUAAUUUCUGCACUGGAUGAUUGAUGGCCUUAAAGUUCCUGUCUAAGAAAGUGCCCAUGUCAUCCACUGCCAUGAAUCAGCGUACACACAGUUGCGUUUAGAUAGCUGUGUAACUGUGUCCCUGCCACCACUCUGCACAAGUGUUUAUGUGGAUGGAUUAACAUCAGUAGGGCUGUUUUUCGUUUUCUGUUACGAAUUGCGAAUAAAGUUGUAAACAUGCAUCAUAGAAAUGCAUAGGAAAUGGCUCUCAAUAUUGUCUUGUGAUGGGAUGUAAACAGUAGGCAGUCCUCA